This is a messenger RNA of Porites lobata, 390 nucleotides long. NCBI's taxonomy places the organism in Eukaryota, Metazoa, Cnidaria, Anthozoa, Scleractinia, Poritidae. The record is from the annotation of a GenBank genome assembly.
AUGUGCCAUUGUGGACGCCCAGACUGGCAAAAGUGGUGGCUGCCCUGCAAGCACUUCAUUGCCAUAUUCAAUACUUACCCAGCUUGGCAAUGGGAAACCUUCUCAUUACUCUACCUCAAGUCUCCUUUCUCCCCAUUGGAUGAGGAGCUCAUCACAAAGCUACAAUCACCCUGCAACAUGACCAGCUCCCUAACUGCUGAAAAACCAUUGGCAACUCCAGACUUAGAAGAACCACAAGCACAACAAAACAUCUCAGAAAAGCAUUCACUUGUUGAUCAAUGCACUUCAGAUUCGAAAAGCCCUCCGACUCUUGAUGUUGAAGAAGACCUUCCUAACCGCCAAAAAAAUCACAGGAACGAGGGAGCUCUGUGCCGCGAUCUACUGGCCUAG